Messenger RNA from Girardinichthys multiradiatus, 836 nucleotides. RefSeq names its product myosin heavy chain, fast skeletal muscle (gene myh9b). The coding region runs from base 1 to 741 and encodes 246 amino acids. Gene Ontology annotation, cellular component: myosin complex. The record is from RefSeq and is a predicted model, not a curated record. The transcript has 6 exons. NCBI's taxonomy places the organism in Eukaryota, Metazoa, Chordata, Actinopteri, Cyprinodontiformes, Goodeidae.
AUGAGGAAGGAUUUUGUUAAGAUUAUAGAGAGGACGACUGCGUUGCUGAGCUGGGAGAGCAGAUCGACAUCCCGCAGCAUGUUAAACAGAAGCUGGAGAAGGAGAAGAAUAAAGGAGAUCUCAGAUCUGACUGAACAGAUAGGUGAGACUGGAAAGAGUAUCCAUGAGCUGGAGAAAGCUAAAAAGACAGUGGAGACUGAGAAGUCUGAAAUUCAGGCUGCACUGGAAGAAGCAGAGGGCACUCUGGAACAUGAAGAGUCUAAGAUUCUCCGCGUCCAGCUGGAGCUCAACCAGGUCAAGAGCGAGAUUGACAGGAAGCUGGCAGAAAAAGAUGAAGAAAUGGAGCAGAUUAAGAGAAACAGCCAAAGGGUGACUGACUCCAUGCAGAGCACUCUUGAUGCCGAGGUCAGGAGCAGGAAUGAUGCUCUGAGAGUCAAGAAGAAGAUGGAGGGAGACCUGAACGAGAUGGAGAUUCAGCUGAGCCAUGCCAACAAGACUGAGGAGGACAAGAAGAAUUUGGCAAGACUUCGGGACCUUGUGGACAAGCUACAGCUUAAAGUUAAGACCUACAAGAGACAGGCUGAGGAGGCGGAGGAGCAGGCCAACACCCACAUGUCCAGUCUCAGGAAGGUCCAGCAUGAGAUGGAGGAAGUUCAGGAGCGUGCUGACAUUGCUGAGUCUCAGGUCAACAAGCUCAGAGCCAAGAGCCAUGAUGCUGGAAAGAGUGAUUCUGCUGAAUAAGAGACCAGACCUUAAUGGAGCUUUUCAGCAGAGUUCAUAAAAUAUGAAUCAAAAGUUGAAUUAUUUUUCCACUGUAAAACCUAAAUAAAAAAUAA